Gopherus evgoodei (Goodes thornscrub tortoise) is the source of this 1288-nucleotide messenger RNA. RefSeq lists its product as uncharacterized. Bases 38 to 1288 code for a protein of 416 amino acids. Gene Ontology annotation, biological process: immunoglobulin production; immune response. NCBI's taxonomy places the organism in Eukaryota, Metazoa, Chordata, Testudines, Testudinidae. The transcript has 6 exons. The record is from RefSeq and is a predicted model, not a curated record.
UUUGCCUCAGGAAGCCGAGCUCAUCUGGAUUCCCACCAUGGCCUGGGCCCCUCUGCUCCUCACACUGCUCACUUACUGCUCAGGUUCCAGCUCACAGCCUGUGCUGACUCAACCGCCCUCGAUAUCCGUGUCCCCCGGAGAGAAUGUGAGACUGGCCUGCACCAUGCCCUCAGGGUACAGCAAUCCCAGCUACAGGGUGCAAUGGCUCCAGCAGAAGCCAGGCAGUGCCCCGCGGUUCGUGUACCACUAUCAAGCUAGCAAUAGCCAGGGCAGGGGCACAGGGAUCCCAGCACGAUUCACGGUCUCCCCUGACACCUCCAACAACCUCUGGAAUUUAGUCAUCUCUGGGGUCCAAGCAGAGGAUGAGGCUGAUUAUUACUGUGCCACAUGGGAUGGUCGUAGUAAGACUCAUCACAGUGAUACAAACACUAACGUGAAAGUGUCAGGGACCCCUGGGUGGUUCUCUGGGUCCAGCUCUGGUAACACGGCCUAUUUAACCAUCAGCGGGGCCCUGGCGGAGGACGACGCUGAUUAUUACUGCCUCACUCACUACUAUCAAGGAGGGGCUUUUAAGGCUACACAGUUUCAGUUCCCAGCAGCUCCAGUCACUGAAGGCGUCCGAGUUAGUGUCUCCUGGAGGGACCGUGACCCCUCUUGCAGCCUGAGCAGUGGGGCCCUCGCUGAUCACAACCACCCCUUCUGGGUUCAACAGAGACUGGGGAAUGUUCCUCGGCUGAUCAUGCACAGCACCAGUACCAGGCCCUCGGGGAUCCCAGAGCGUUUCAUUGGCUCCAGAUCGGGUAACACCAUGUCCUUGACCAUCACGGGGACCCUGGCAGAGGAUGAUGCUGAUUAUUACUGCUCUAGAGAAUCGGAUGGUUCUUGGAAGAGAGACGUGAUCCUCUGGAUUCUCACCAUGGCCUGGGCCCCUCUGCUUCUCACACUGCUCACUUACUGCAUUGAUUUCAGUUCUCAGCAGCUCCAGUCGCUGAAGGCAUCCGAGUUAGUGUCUCCUGGAGGGACCGUGACCCUCUCCUGCAGCCUGAGCAGUGGGGCCCUCACUGAUCACAACCACCCCUUCUGGGUUCAACAGAGACUGGGGAAUGUUCCUCGGCUGAUCAUGCAUAGCACCAGUACCAGGCCCUCGGGGAUCCCUGAGCGUUUCACUGGCUCCAGAUCGGGUAACACCAUGUCCUUGACCAUCACGGGGACCAUAGCAGAGGAUGAUGCUGAUUAUUACUGUUCUGUGUGGACAGGGAGUGCUCGUCACAGCAGUACAAUCAGAUGA